AUGGGUCGGUCAUUUGUAGAGUAUGACUCUCAAGAAGACUGCGUUGCGGAUUUUCAUCAGAAAACGAAGAAGCUGGUAGAUCACGCGCUAGAGGUGUACAAUCAUCGUUUGCCAGAACACCAAGAAAAAUUCACAUUUGAUAGUUUUGCGGAUGUUCUUGAUACUGAGUCGGCCGUCGUGAAUCGUGUUUUCGAUGUUUUAGUUCGUGAAGUUGCGGGGGCGGUACGACAACGAAAACGAACACAGCUUAGUUUACCUGCCACUACAGCUCAAGUGGUACAAAGACGAUUGUCUCCUAGCUUAUCAACGAUUCACUAUCGUGAUCCUAAUGACCCUUUAAUUGAUGAAACUGAGAGUAUUCACUUUACCUAA
This is a messenger RNA of Schizosaccharomyces cryophilus OY26, 372 nucleotides long. RefSeq lists its product as uncharacterized. The transcript has a single exon. The record is from RefSeq and is a predicted model, not a curated record. Bases 1 to 372 code for a protein of 123 amino acids. Lineage: Eukaryota; Fungi; Ascomycota; Schizosaccharomycetes; Schizosaccharomycetales; Schizosaccharomycetaceae.